Messenger RNA from Symbiodinium sp. CCMP2456, 819 nucleotides. NCBI's taxonomy places the organism in Eukaryota, Dinophyceae, Suessiales, Symbiodiniaceae. The record is from the annotation of a GenBank genome assembly.
AUGGCCUCCAGAGCGGCACCGGACUGCCCGGAGACGCUCGCAGCUGCGAAGCGGCUCCUCGAGGACCAGAUGGGAACCGUGCGGGAGUCGGCCAUCAAGGCCAUCGCCGCCUUGGUCCCGAAGGGCUCGCGGGAGGCCAUCGACUGGAUCUCGCCGAGGCUCGACGAUUGGCAUGAGUCCGUGCGCCGGGCGGCGGUCGUCGCAGUUGCCAAGAUCGCUGAAAAAGGCGAUCAGCACGCCAUCGAGCUCGAGAAGAGUGCCUGCGAUGACAGGUCCUGGAUCGUGCGGAAGGCUGCCACCGACUCGCUGGCCGCUACAGCGACGCUGAACGACCUGCCGUCCCUUCGGAAGCUGGCGAAGAUGCUGGAGGACUUCGAUCCUUUGCCGCGCAUGGCCGCCAUCUAUGGCAUGGCCGAGCUCUGUGGGGUCGGCCAUCGGAAGGCACAGGCCUCAGCAGCUUUGCUGUUUUGCACCCGUCUCGUGCCGCUUGCCACCACCACCACCACCGCCACCACCGCCACCACCGCGCUGAUAUCGUUGGUAUUCGUUGGUGUGCGGCGAUGCUACAAGCAUUCCAUAGCGACUACUGUUCUGCGAUUUGUAGCGAAAGCAUGCAUGUCACGCUGGAGAACAGUUGUUGCCAAUGCAACCAACAGUCCAUCCUUCUGCGCAUGCCGGACCUGCACGAGCUGCGGUGAUCAGCUGUCUUUUCUAGUAUUGCGCUUCGUCUCCAUGUCAAUGUGCGCAUGUGCGAUCUGCAUGCGUGGUUUGGAUUUGGGCUCGCAGGGUUCGACGCAGGCAAGUCUAGAGGAACAUUGA